Molecule: messenger RNA, 974 nt
Organism: Cryptomeria japonica (Japanese cedar)
Lineage: Eukaryota; Viridiplantae; Streptophyta; Pinopsida; Cupressales; Cupressaceae
Exons: 4
Coding region: 73-585 (170 amino acids)
Source: RefSeq, a predicted model, not a curated record
ACUAUUCAUGCAGCACUAUUCAUGUUACUGUAGCAGCAGAAUUAGAAACUUUGGUUGGAACAUUAUGUCAAAAUGCUGGAGUAUUUAGAUAAGCAGCGUAAAAGAGCCGAAGAAGCAAAGAACAAAGUGCCACCUCAGUCAGCAGCUGAAGCUACACGUCAGAUGCUCGAAAAAAAGAAGCUAAGUUCAAAAGUCAACUACGAUGUACUUGAAAGGCUUUUUGAAGACGAUAAAAAGAAUGUCACACAGACAUCAGAUGAAGGCAAAGAUAUACAGAAUCAUUCACCAGUUGAAAAUGUGAAGAGAACCCGUUCUGUCUUGUGGGCAGAUGAGGAUUCUGCUGACUUUAAAAAUUCAAAAAGACAAGCUCUUCAGGGUGAAGCGACUGAAGGAAAUGCAAUCGAUUUCAAAGAAGAGGGAGCUGAGUUCAAAGAAGAGAAAACUGACCCAAACAUGGAAGAUGAGCUAGACGGUGAUGACUUUGACAUUGAAGGUCCCGAUGGAUUGGAUAAUGAACACUUGCAACCAUACAAGCUGCAGUAUGGACAUGAAGUUGAAUAUGAAUAUGAUUAUGAAGAGUACUGAUUGUAUGUCACUCGUUGAAAUCAAAUCUAAAUGACCUUUAUGGUCUUUGUACAGCUUUCUUUGACAUAGAUUUGUUUAAACUUCUGAGAUUCAGUGGGAAAGCAUCCAGAUGCAUGGCUCACCAAUCUCUAUAUCGUUACUCCAAACAUGAAAGUAGCGUCUCCUUUAAUAUUUGGAUGUAAAUGCCAAUACCGAAGUCACCGGAUCUUGGCGGAGUUGUAAAUUUGGUACCUUUACUUGCAGAAAGACCAAAGUUAAAGCCCAGAAGUCAUCACCCAAAUUGUUCACUCACCAAAAAAAAAGAUGAUGUAAAUACUUAUUUAUUGUAUUAUUUGCCUUCGAGUGUCUAGUUACACAAAAAUAAAUUUGGUCUUGUAGCUAUGACUGGC